AACUUCCCGCGUCAUGAAAAUGAGAACCGUUUCUGUCACAUUCGCGUAGCGUAAUAUGGUUCCGUCAACCCAAGGCUAGCAUUGCAAGUAGCUUUCUCACUGUUUGUGUGCUCCAUUCUUCUGGGCAGAAAUUCUGCUUCAAACAUCCUCACCAAGACCUCACCACACCUUCACCAUGGCCAGCCAAGACACCCCAAUGACGACACAGGCCGCCCCGGUCAUGAUCGAUCCUUCCAUCUUCGAGUACCUCAAGUCCCACGGUGAGCAAGAGCUCGAGGUGAGCGAGAACCUCUCUAGGAUAGUGAGCUCGCUCAACCGGCACGUUGCAAUCGCCCAAGGCCACCUCAGCCGAAUCCAUGCAACACCGAACGCCAAUCGUCCCGCGCUCCUCGCUCAGAUCGAGAAGGACGGCAUUCAGCCAGAGAUUGCGACGGUAGCGGAGCUCGCACAAUAUGCUUCAAAGUUCCCCUACUACAAGUACAACGGGCGGUGGUCCCGGGCAAUGCAGAACGUCGUGAGCACCAUCCUGCUGACCGCCUGGUUGGGUGGCUUGGGCACUGAGAGCCGACCUGGCGAGCUCGGACGGCUGCUCUCGAUUGAUGAGGUCGGUGAGCUGCUUCAAGUGCCGGUCAACCUCAAAGACCGGGAUGCGUUCCACCUCACGAUCGAGGAGUACCUCCUCGCCCUCACCGAGAUCUGCGACGAGCUGAGCCGUCUGGCCAUGAAUUCGGUCACCCUCGGCGACCCAGAACUCACGGUCCGCAUCAGCAGCUUCAUCAAGGAUCUAUUUGCCGGCUUCCAGUUGCUGAAUCUCAAGAACGACAUCCUGCGCAAGCGGGUAGACAGCGUCAAGUACUCGGUCAAGAAGGUCGAGGAUGUCAUCUACGACUUGACACUCCGGAAUCUCAUUCCCAAGCCGGAGGCGUCUGCUUGAAGUUCUACGAAGGCAUGAGGGUCACCAGACGGCGAAGGACUAUUAUUGCUCAUACGUGCG
This is a messenger RNA of Microdochium trichocladiopsis, 994 nucleotides long. RefSeq names its product Translin. Gene Ontology annotation, cellular component: nucleus; cytoplasm. Lineage: Eukaryota; Fungi; Ascomycota; Sordariomycetes; Xylariales; Microdochiaceae. The transcript has 4 exons. Gene Ontology annotation, biological process: RNA metabolic process. Gene Ontology annotation, molecular function: RNA binding; sequence-specific DNA binding; single-stranded DNA binding. The coding region runs from base 176 to 934 and encodes 252 amino acids. The record is from RefSeq and is a predicted model, not a curated record.